AAUGUCUUUUAUUUUGAAUCCGCGGCUGGGUUCCUGGUUUGGUCACGUGGUCUCUGAAGAUGGCCGCUCCCUGGCAGCAGCAGGUGGAGGAGGUGGAGGAGGUGUAGCGUCAGUUGCCAGUUGAGGAGCUGCAGGUCGCCGCUGACAGACAGACUGUGGACACAGAGGACUCCUGCUCAGCCUGCCGACAUGAGUAAGGACGGUUUGAUCCUCCCCAAGGACUUCCCUCAGCUCCUAAACGAUACGUUCCUGCGAGCUGCACGAGGAGAAGAAACCGAACAUGUCCCUGUGUGGUGCAUGAGACAAGCUGGAAGAUACUUACCAGAGUUUCGCGAGACGAGAGCAGGGAAGGACUUCUUUGAGACAUGUCGCUCACCAGAGACCUGCUGUGAGCUCACGCUGCAGCCUCUGAGACGUUUUGCCUUCGAUGCUGCCAUCAUCUUCUCUGACAUCCUGGUCGUCCCACAGGCCAUGGGUAUGGACGUUCAGAUGGUGCCAGGUAAAGGUCCUACAUUCCCGGAGCCCCUGAAGGAGCCAGAAGACCUGCAGCGUCUGCAGACCAAAGUGGACGUGGGCAAAGAGCUGGGCUACGUCUUCAAAGCUAUCACGCUGACCAGACACAAGAUAGAGGGCAAAGUGCCGCUCAUAGGAUUCACCGGAGCUCCGUGGACGCUGAUGUCCUACAUGAUAGAAGGCGGAGGAUCCAACACCCACUCUAAGGCGAAGCGUUGGCUGUAUCGACACCCUGAGUCCAGUCACAUGCUGCUGAGGAUGCUGACAGACGUGAUAGUGGAGUAUCUGCUGGGACAGGUGGCAGCUGGAGCUCAGGCUCUGCAGGUGUUCGAGUCCCACGCCGGCAUUCUGGGUCCGGUCGAGUUCAAAGAGUUCUCUCUGCCUUACCUGCGAGACAUCACUCACCGUGUCAAAGAUAAACUCAAGGAGGCGGGACAGGACGUUCCCAUGAUUGUGUUUGCAAAGGAUGCUCACUACGGCGUAGAGGAUCUGUCUCAGUCUAAUUAUGAGGUAGUCGGACUGGACUGGACCAUUGACCCGCGAUCAGCACGGGAGCGCACAGGAGGGAAGGUCAGCCUGCAGGGAAACAUGGACCCUUGUGCUCUCUACGCUCCAAAGGAACAAAUUUCAGACAUCGUGAAGAGGAUGUUGGAAGGUUUCGGCACGAGGGGCUACAUUGCCAACCUUGGCCACGGCCUUUACCCCGACAUGGACCCGGAGAACGUGGGUGCCUUCGUUGAAGCCGUGCACCAACACUCUAAACAGAUGAUCAAACAAAUGUAAAGACUGAUUCGUCUGUGUAAGCCAAAUAUGCUGAUGAUAGUGGGGGGAAUAAAGUAGAGAGCACAAUAAUGCAUUACUUUGUUACAAAGCAGCAGAGAGUACAUUCCCACAUUUUAGAAGAGCAUUUACUCACAUUCAAUUCAAUUUGUCAGAUACAAUCAUAAUUCAAGCUAGAUUUUUAUGAUAAAUAAGAUAUUAAUUUUCUCAGAUAUAUAUUUUAUGUUCAUCUGUAAUAACUUGAUCUGAUCAGGAGUAGAUUACGUGUUGCCAAUGGAUGAGUGACAUCAAUUUAGUAAGUAGAUGUACAUUACAGAUGCAUUUCCAGUUCUAAGGGAUUUGUUUUAAUACUGCAUCCAAUCAGCAAACAGCUUUGACUGAAAAAUAUGUCUUUUAGUUAUUUGUCAUACAGUCAAACUCACUGUUAUGUCACUAGAUAGAGACAACCAUUUAUAACUCCUUAAGCUGUAAACAUCUUCAAUCAAAAGAGAACUUGUCAUCGGUCCUGUUUAUUGAAGGCUGUGACAUCAAAAUCUGGUGUUUGAGCUUCAGGCACUGGAUUUUAACCCUCUGGGGUCUGAGCAAUCACCCACAAUAGGGCAUGCAGCAGCUGAUAAUUCUCCCACCUGACAUCUUCAGUGAGCAAAAUUCCCCCCUCUGGAUCUCGGCAUGAAGAGUUUUAUUUUUACUCCAGCGGAUAGAACAUAAAGAAGAUGCCUUAUGCUGUUUUUGUCUUUGUCCUUGACCCUAAAUAUCUUUUUUUAUCCACUCAGAGAGACUUGUAGAAGUGAUUUAUGAAGUGAAUUGCCUUGUAAGCAUAUCAAAAGAGAAUAUACAAACUCAUAAAUGUAUCUUAGUAUUUUUUUUCUGUCUAGAAAAAUAAAGAUUGGUUUAAUUUUAACGAGA
Molecule: messenger RNA, 2199 nt
Organism: Larimichthys crocea (large yellow croaker)
Lineage: Eukaryota; Metazoa; Chordata; Actinopteri; Sciaenidae
Gene: urod
Product: uroporphyrinogen decarboxylase
Exons: 10
Coding region: 190-1296 (368 amino acids)
Biological process (GO): heme biosynthetic process
Cellular component (GO): cytosol
Molecular function (GO): uroporphyrinogen decarboxylase activity
Source: RefSeq, a predicted model, not a curated record